This is a messenger RNA of Folsomia candida, 2763 nucleotides long. RefSeq lists its product as uncharacterized. The transcript is spliced from 3 exons. The record is from RefSeq and is a predicted model, not a curated record. Lineage: Eukaryota; Metazoa; Arthropoda; Collembola; Entomobryomorpha; Isotomidae. Bases 984 to 1370 code for a protein of 128 amino acids.
CGGAUGCGAAACCACCGGUAUAUACAUAGUUGUAAAUAUUUAGAGAUAUGGUAAAAUUACUUGUCUCGCCAAACGCAGUAUUACGCUCUAAAUAUUGCCACCUUUCCAAUUAUAAAUUGUAAUUAUAUAUUGGAGGAAUAGCUGGUAAAAUGUCAAAUCAAUUUGUUAUUCUUGUUUUCACCGCAAUUCUCAAUAAUUGGUUUCAAUUGAUAAAAUUAGAUACCUUCCAACGUCCCUAUAAUACGUCUAUUAUACUCUUAAAAAUCUGAUGGUAAUCGUCACAUCGCAGUGUUGACUAUGACAAGUGAUAUAUUAUUCAUAGUGACUUUACGAAAUAGGGGGAAUUUUGUUCACCUCAAACCUGGCCCGCAUGGUGACAAAUUGUUUCUGCCUGGUGUUAUCUUAUCACCAUUAUAUGAGCAACAUUAUCAUCGCGUGGUGACGAUUAACGGUGAAUUUUAAGAGUGUAGUUAUUCUUAACCAGACUGACGCACACAGAAGUGACUGCUUCAUUCAGGUUUUCGACAAAUUAUACAUUCGGUUUGCUUAAAAGAGCACAAUUCCGGUUUUUCUUCUAUGUAUUUUCAUUUAUUUGGUGAAAUUCGAAAAAUUUCGAAAAUGAAUUUUCCCCAGUAUUUGAAAAAUGUGUGGCGUCCCCCACCCUCCACGGCGUAUGGUCCUUUAAUACGUCUCCUUUCUUAUUGGUCCAUGAUGUCCUGCGCCCUUCCCAUCGUUUUCAGUGGAAAGGGGACCGAAGUCGUUUUGCUUAAGGGCCCUCGACAACUGGGGCUCCUUGCAGCAUCAGUUUUGACCAUGGCCUUAAAUUGUGCCGUGUUUAUGCUACACUUUUGUAAGGCAUGGCUUAGAAAAGGACCACUUUCUAGUAGCAAUCCAGUUUGGAAGGAAUUAAUGAUGGGAUAUUUUUUCGCCGUGCUUGUCAUCAUAUUUGGCUGCCAGAUUGUCUCACUUUGGAGGAAAACAGAAUGCAAGUUUCUUGUCAAGACGGCUUUCGAAAUGGAAACAUUUUGCAGAGAAGUUUGGGGUGCGUCCAACUACACGAUAAAAUACCUCGUUUGGUUCUGCGAGUUGGUGAAGAUGACGUACUUCUCGGUGACGAUAGCAGUUUCCGGUCUGGCCGUGGUGAGACCAUGCACUCCUCCGUCACUUGGAAGCAUUCUGCUCGAAGAUUGUCAGGCCGGAUGGGAACGUCCGGGAGGAAUAAGUUUCACUCAGAAGAUAUUGCUCGGGCUAUUCGAAGGCUACACGUGGUAUUUAAUGACAGUAUUUUGCGUCUUCUUUCAUGGAGGAGUGCUUAUCUAUCCGUCGGAGAUGAUGCGUCUCUGGGUGAUCCUCGUGGAAAGGCAGGCUGAAAAGUCCCCGCAAAAAAUGAAGGCAUACCGAGUCGCGCAAGUUGUUCAAAAUGUGAUCAACUCAUUCUGGAGAAAACCCUUAAUGUCACUGCUCCUCUUGUCAAUUAUGACUGCUGAAAUAAUGUCGAUGUACAUUUUGUCCACGUCUUUUAACCAGUUGACACUUCCAAUCAGAGUAUUUUUCCUGGUCGUUUGGGUCGACUUUUUCUUCGAUAUUCACGUCCUCAUCAAAUGUCUCAGCCUGUCCCACUUGUGCUCGGAACUAUUCGUAAAAAAUAUGAAGGGCAGGACUCGAUCCGCGUGGGGAAAGAGGUUUAUAAGGUCGUGUUCAUCCUUACGAAUUUCGUUGGGGGGAGGAAACUUCUUCGACGGGGUGACAUCACUGGUGAUUUGGCAGUUUUGCGUGGACAGAGUAAUUAAUUUGUUGCUCGUCUAGGGAUCGUGCAUAUAUUACGGUAUAAUUUUACUGGGUGGGUGGUUUAGGUCUUCCUAUCCUUUAAUAUAUGCAUUCGGUAGGUGGGUGGCAAAAAUUGAGAAUUUUUGAUGACGUAAUAUACGGGUGGCCCCCAAGUGAAAAAAUGUAAUGGAUUAUUUUUUGUUAAUUAGUACUUUGUUUACAAAGGUCGGGUGCAACUAGUUGAAAGUAAUGAAUUACUUAAAUAAAAACUGGGAAAGUUGUGCUACAAUUCAAGAUGAUUGUAUUUCUGAAGAUUACCAUAAUCUCGUCUGUUUGAACAGUUAGAAAUAGAGUAUUCAAAUAAUACCGAGCGGUUGUUGUAUGUGUGACACUACCAAAAUGGUAUUACGAAGUACUUCAGUAUGAAAGUUUUACCAUACCCUCUGCAAAUUUGUUUUAUCCGUGAAUGUAAUGUUAUUACCAAGCGGUAACAAUUUUAAUACGGAGGAGUCAAUUCUUGCAAGACUACUGUACCCGAGUAAUAACAGAAUAAGAAUUGUACAAUUCUGAUAUCAAUCUGUACAAUCCUGAUAAGUUUCUGAAUAUUAAAUCAAUUAAUAAAUACCUCCAUUUUGUACAUAAGUUUCACGACAUUCGUAGCUAGGGAUUUGUAAAAAAAUAUUCGUAAAUUUACGUCAGUUACAAAGGGUUGACGUGAAAGAACCUUCGUAAGAAAUAUUUCGUAAAAAUUGGUCGUAAUUUUUGCCUUGCCUUAUAUCAUCAGUAAGUAAAUAUGGUGUUCGAAAUAUCACGAUUUUGUAUUGUUAAGAAAUUGGUUUACGAACGAAAAAGAUUCCUAAACCUUGCGUAUAUUUACGAAGCUUCGUUAGGAUUGAAUUUUCGUAUGUAGAUAUCGUAAAUGUACACUGCAAAUAAACUGGUGUCAAUUCCGCGCGGUGUAGUCACAUAUAGACACCACGCGGUGUUAAUUGCCCG